This is a messenger RNA of Ostrinia nubilalis (European corn borer), 6900 nucleotides long. RefSeq lists its product as uncharacterized. NCBI's taxonomy places the organism in Eukaryota, Metazoa, Arthropoda, Insecta, Lepidoptera, Crambidae. The record is from RefSeq and is a predicted model, not a curated record. Bases 593 to 2503 code for a protein of 636 amino acids. The transcript is spliced from 10 exons.
CGCGGUCGGGGAGCACCAUCGCGCCUCCUCGCGGGACUCCCUCGAAACUCCACGAAAAUGCAAUAACACUGGCCGAAUAGAAACAAAGACAUUUGACAGUGACAGUUUUAGCAUUCUAAUUUUGAGUUUCGGCGCGAAACGCGAUGCGCUCGGACGAACGCGCGAGCACAGAAUAAAAAUGACAUGACAAUAAAUAUAAAUAAACACUUUAGAAUAAAUUCUAGUUUGGCUAGUUUAGAUUAAAUUAAUAAUUCACGUAAUAUGUAAUGUAUAGUCAAUGUGAACAUAGUGUAAAUAAGUGUUUCGAUUAGUUUAGUGCUCAAUUCAUGUUUCUGGUAAGCUUUUGGUAAUGCGAAGUGAGUGAAUAAGCCUCAAAUCCUGAGCCAAACAACGCGAAACAGCAAUAAAACAACUGUAUAGUAGCCCUCAUUAGUGUAAAGGAGACGGGAGAUCUCUGAAUAUAGCCGGGCUUAAUUUCUUGGCGUGCAGCGACGGACUAAUUAGUGUGUUAGACACAACAUUAGAGCGGCAGAGAAAUAUAGAAAGUCAAGAGUGCAACUGAGACGGCGAGAGCCGGUGGCACACGUCCAAGAUGAAUUUGAUGUUCCGGAAGAACUUCAGCGGAGAGAAGAGCAUGGGCACUAGCGGGGGUGGAGGGAAGGCGAGGGGGGCGCUGGGUGCAGGGAGGAAUGCCAAGCGGCGCGAUCGCGAGCGGUACUCCUUCAUGGAGGAAAACCACUACAAGACGCUGAAGACCCAUCUGUUCCUCUCGGCGGCGCCCCGCUCCAGCGCGCAGUACAACGACGGCUCAGAACGAUGCGGCCCCGUUCUCGGCGGAGGGACCGGCCCCGAGCCGGAGCCGCCGCAGCCGCUGGUCACGCGGGAGCCGUCGGUGUCGCUCAUGCGCUGGGACCGGCCCGCCACCGCCGCCACCUCCGACCGCCGACGUACCGAGCCCGUCUCGCUAGCGACCCUCGAGCGCGACUGCUUCGUGAUACCAGCGCACGCGCUCGAACGCUUCCUGCCUGAUGGCGUACCGAGGCCCGAGAUCCAAAAAGAUAACAAUAAAGCAUUGAAAACCACCUCCGACCGCCGACGCACCGAGCCCGUCUCGCUAGCGACCCUCGAGCGCGACUGCUUCGUGAUACCAGCGCACGCGCUCGAACGCUUCCUGCCUGAUGGCGUACCGGAUAAAAAAGCAUUGAAAACCACCUCCGACCGCCGGCGCACCGAGCCCGUCUCGCUAGCGACGGUCGAACGUGACUGCUUCGUGACACCAGCGCACGCGCUCGAACGCUUCCUGCCUGAUGGCGUACCGGAUAACAAAGCAUUGAAAACCACCUUCGACCGCCGACGCACCGAGCCCGUCUCGCUAGCGACGCUCGAGCGCGACUGCUUCGUGAUACCAGCGCACGCGCUCGAACGCUUCCUGCCUGAUGGCGUACCGGAUAAUAAAGCAUGGAAAACCACCUCCGACCGCCGGCGCACCGAGCCCGUCUCGCUAGCGACGCUCGAGCGCGACUGCUUCGUGAUACCAGCGCACGCGCUCGAACGCUUCCUGCCUGAUGGCGUACCGUCAUCAGCCAAGAAUAACAAAGCAUUGAAAACCACCUCCGACCGCCGGCGCACCGAGCCCGUCUCGCUAGCGACCCUCGAACGCGACUGCUUCGUGAUACCAGCGCACGCGCUCGAACGCUUCCUGCCUGAUGGCGUACCGCUCCCAGUGCCACCCCCAACUCCCGAAAAAGGAGGACUAACGAAGACUGUUCCAAGUUCCCUCAGCAUACUUGAGAUAGCUGACCCCAAGCUCUGUAUAUUGGCUCACCUGAUGAGCCCUUUAGAGCCCAUAGAGCCCAUACUGGAGUCUCCUCUGGCCAAGCCUCUGAUACGGCAGAAGACGGCCGCAGGAGAGCUCCUGAGUGACGUGGCUCAGGCGAACACAGCGGUGGGCGGGAUGCUUCUAGCGAACAUGGAAAAGAACGCGGAGUUUCCAUUCAUAUCUUACUAUGUGAUAAAUACGACACAAACAGAUCCUUUGCUUUUCUACAACAACAUGAGGAGUGCGUCUUUGAACAAGUUUGACCCGAAGACGAUCAGGUACUCGGCUGCGCACACGCUGGAUCUCUACAGCGAAGUGGCGAUGAUAUGCCGGCCGCCUUUCAACGACCUCGCCGGGGGACCCAAGAAGUCGCAUACGCCUACCACUGGCUUCAUUAUUAGCGUUUAUAAGGUCUUCGAAGGCGACGACGGCGAGCGUUUCGAGAGGAACUGGCUGUACUGGACCGGCGCGCGAAUGUUGUAUCGGCAUCUACCCCACUCUGUGGGCAUGAGGAAGAUAGCUUUGCACAAAUCCGUAGCCUCUCAUGGCGACAAAAUGUACUUGUUGGUGUGUGAGUGCGCCAACUUGCUGGACGACUUGUCAGGCGCCUCCAUGUUGGUGACGGCUCUCCGCGCGCGUUUGUGUGGGUAUACCGGGCUAUACCGGCCUAUACAGACGUUCUAGUAGAGGGAUGGCCUGAAGGCCAAUAGGUAUGUCCGAGGGCACUUGAGGAUCAAGUUUUGUAAGUUUUGAGAUUAAUUGUACCGUCAUUUGAAUGCCAACCAGUGCUAAAGUUAAUUUUAAAAUUUCGCGUUGCACAAUUUAAUUAAUUUAUACAGGUUUUAACGCGAUACGCGGAUAGGUAAUAUUGAAAUAUUACCUAUAUUUGCCUGACGUUUCGACCGCGUUGCACGGGCCGCGGUCACAGGCUGACUGGAGCGUCGAGUGCGCAAUCCGUAUGGUGGGUAGAAUCAUCUAAUUCUACCCCCUUAAUAUUGCCCAAGUUAAAACAUUCGUCACAAUGUGAUGUAUAUGAUGAUGAAGAUAAGUGUUUUACUUUUAAGACUGUUAUCGUUUUCAAGAUUAAAGUUAAUACAAAUAAUGUUCUUUAUCUAAGCAGAAAUUGGGCAACAUGUCUGAAAUCUAAAAAAUGUAAAUGUCUUUUUUGUUGUGGUAUUGACCUGUGUAAACUAUGUACCUACAACCUUUAAAAGCAAUUUUCAGCAGAACUCGUUAAUUUACAAUAAUUUAUUAUGCUUUGAUGAAAUAAACUUACGUGCCUAACAACUUUCAAAUCCUAAGCAAUAAAAUUAGUAAGUACAGUCACUGAAAAAUGUUUUAGCCAUUUUUCAUUUAACUACGCGGGCUUAGUUAAAAUUCGAAUACGUGACCAUAUUCAAGGCCUUUACGCAAAAUAUAAUUAUGUAAAAGAUCCUCAAGUGUACCAGCAGGUCUCAAUUCAAAAUUGUUCAUAGAGCACAAGUUGUGAACAAAAUGGACCAAAAUAAUAUAUUUAAUGGUAAGAAAGCUGAAAAAUGUAUGAUUGGUAACAAACGAAUGAUUCGAGCCGACGUGUUCCACUCCUAUAGGAGAUAACUUAGAGUAAGAUUUACAAUCUUUAAUAAAUUCAGAUUUUAAUUACUUAAGUAAGUGAACGCAAUAAUGAUGCUUUUCUUUCGUCUUAAAAUUUUCGUCUGUAAUGAAUCGAAUUCCACUCGAUGCUUUUUGAGACUUGGCUAUAAAAUGUUGACAAUCAAUAACUUAGAAUCUCAUAAUAUGUUAGGAUUACUGUUUUUCAUGCACACUUUUCCUUUAGAGUUUAAAUGCAGACUAUAAUUUGCCUAGUGGCUACGUCACCGGCGAAUUUGACUGCGUAGGUACAUCUAAAUCUAAAGGUAUAAGCUUACACUAAUAUGUGGCGUGUACUGUGUGCAGUACAUUUGUAGGGAUACUGGUCCAGCAAACCUGGAUAUUCUCGAUUGGUCACACAUUUCUUUGUUUCAUACUACGUUUUAUUCGUCACAAGUAACAAAAAUAUAAAAAAAAUACGAAUUUACAUGUACUUUUUUGUUUUGUGACGAAUAUUCGACUCGACUUUUGGCAAAUCGAAGAUACACCCACGCCACUUAGCAAUGUGUGUUUACCUAAAAUCGUGCACGCUUAUAUUUAGACUUUUCCCGACAUAUUUUCCUUUCGAUUGUCUCACUGCCAAGUUCAGAAUGAAGAAUUGACAAUAAUUAUUUAUUUGUCUUUUGAUGUGUAAGUGCGGUUUAAGUAUCAUAAGUUGUUUUAAAAUACAUUGUAAAGUGUUGGUUUAUGCUAAAACAGAACCUUAUUACAAUGAGUGUCAUUACAAUGAGUCAUCACUCUUAAAAAUCUUAAUCCUUCUGCGGAAUCAAAAAUUCUAGGCUUAUUUGAUUAUUAUUGUAAUAAGGUUUUACUUACCAGAGGUUAUUAAAGAUCCUCAGCAGGUUUAUAAAGAAGCUAUGUUACUGAUAUUUCUAUAGAAAGUAUGUCGUAAUAUUGCUUGUCUUCCAAAAGAGAAGAGUACAACAUAUACGUUCUGUUUAUUUUCGAUCCAGUUUUACUCGUAGUUCCUUACAUAUCUUGUGAUACAUAUCAUUCUAUAUAUUUGUUUCAUAAGAAUAUAUUUUUAACAUAUACGCACCAUUUCAUAUUGUAACUUUAGUACAGUCGCAUCGAAUAUUACCUACUUAACAAAUGUCUUGCUUUGUAUUAUUAGUUUGUAUUUUAUUUUAAAAAUGUAAAAAUCAGACAUUAUUUUUUAUUAUUGUAAUUACUUCUUACUUGAAAAAAGGGUUCAUAAAAUUAAAAGUAUGACGAAUAGUCUGUACGCUAAGCAGGUACAAUCUUUAUAGAAAAUCCGUGACAAUGGGGCGGUAUUUUAUGUAAGAAAUAAUUACAAUAUUACUUAUGUAAUUUAGCAUUAUGUUUUUCAAUAUUAUAAUCUUUAUAGUGUUCGUAAAUUGAAUUCUAAAAAUUUAAUUAUUUUAGUGACAUGAAAUAUUCACGCAACUACUUACUUAGUUAUCAAAAUUGCUUCAUUCGAUGCUAAAAAAGAAUGAAAUCAAUCCAAAAAAUAUUGAAUUAGGCGAAAGUAAAGUUAUUUCAAAGUUUUUUUUAAUUAAAUAUGAACUAGAUGUCUAGAAUUAAUUUUAACUGGAUUGAAACAAAAUAGAUAACAUACCUAAAAUUAUAUUAAAGGUAUCACUUACGUUAUAAAGAACAAAGUGAAAAUAUUAUAAUAAUGACGCUACUGCUUUAAGAUUUUUAUUAAUAGAAAUAAUAAAAAUAAAUAAAGAUAAAAUUUUACUGUAACUUUUUAUGGAUAAAUAUAAAAAGUUCUAUUAUGUAAUUAAUUAUACACUAAAUUAGUUAAUAGAUCUGCACAAAUCAUAAUAUUAUAUUGUUAUUUAUGAAAGUAAAACUAUCUAUGUAAGUCAUGGGUCAAAAAAAAUUUUUGAUGUUACUUGAUACCAAAGAAUGUAAGUAAUUUGUAUUAAAAGAUUCGACAUCUUCCAUGAGGAACAACUUCAUUUAGAAAUCGCAUUGUAUUUUUUUUAAUCUCAUCAAUCAACACUUAUUACAAUUUUCAAAUUAUUAAUAAUAAUCUGCUUCAAUACGGAAAAUAAUAAAAAUUAAGGAAACUGUCUUAUCACGGCCGUAUCAAUGCGAUUUUUAAUUCAAUAAUUAAAAAAAUACAUGUAUUUUGGAUGACCAAGGAUAAUGUAUGAUGUUCAACAUUUUAUUAAGAUUUAAAGUGCGCACAUAAUGUUUGGCUUCUGAAAGUAUGUAAGUUUAUAUUCUGAAAAAUAAGUUUAUCAAAUUAUUAUCAAAUCCUAUCACAUAAAAAAAAAAAAAUAUAUAAAAUACUAUAAUGACUGCAAGUGCCAUAACAAUACAUAUUAUUGUAUUGUCGUAGUCUACUAAAUACAGACCAACAACCAGUCCAUAAUAUCGAAUACCCGGAAAUGUAGCUUUACAACAAUAUACCAUGUAUCUUAAAUUUUUACAGAAUAAAAAGCAAUAGACGUCUUGAUAGCAACUUACCUUAAGAGGCUAGUGGGUUGAAUUAAUAUGUUUGAAAAAGUUGUUAAAGCUACAUUUUAAAAAUUGUUAUUAUAGUUUAUUUGCUAUGGUGCUAAUUCUAGUCAAUUUAUAGAUAACUAAACAGAAAGCUUGCAAUAUACGUGUAUAAACAAUUAAUAUAAUUUUUAAAUCCACGUUAUUUUUAAUUUCUUAUUAUGGAUCAAAUAAAAUUAUAAUAGAAUGUCGCCUUUUUUAGUGAUACUCAAAAGUGGACUUUUACUAUAGAAAUCUGCGUUUACGUGAUCAAAGUCUCGCAAUACAUUUUUAUGGGUUUAACAUUACAUUUUACAUCUUUGAUUGAUUAUUUUUUAAUAAAUAUACCUACAAGUUGCCUGAAUUCAUAAAGUAUCACUACUAGAACAUAUUAACACCAAAUAGUUCAUUGAUUUGUAUUUGUACUUGCUUAAUAUAAACUUUAAAAUCCUAUCAUAAAAUGCUUGAAUAGUAUAAAAACUUUACCCAAAAUAAAUUCCUACAAUACCAUGGAAUGACAACUGUUAAUAUAGGUAGGUACAGUUUUGUAUGAGAACUUUGCAUGACUUGUGUAAAAAGGAAUCCUCAACAAAACAAGAGUUUAUACCUUUAUUAUAUUUGUAUAUUCCAAGAUAUUAAUAAAUAAUGAUAAUAGCCGGCAACAACGAAAAAUAAAAUCGAAAAGAAUGUAUAACUUUUGCUGUUAAGUGUACCUAAAAGUUUAAGGAUAUUCGAAUGCAUUUUAGAAAAUUUACGCGAUUUUAAUUCUAUAAUAGUUAAUUGAAUGCAUUCGAAUAUCAGAAUGAUUUCAUAGUUUUGUCAGAAUACAAAAAUAGAGAACGGAAUUUAGAUGUUAAAUAUUUUAUUAUGGGCUAAUACUAAUAUAGGUGGUUUCGUUGUUUAGCUUAUAAAGCUAGUUUGCAAUAAGGGCUAAGCUCCUUGCAUAGAAUUAAUAGAUUGUUUAAUUGAAUUUCAAUUAUAUUUGUAAUAAAAUGAUA